Messenger RNA from Heterobilharzia americana, 1996 nucleotides. The record is from the annotation of a GenBank genome assembly. NCBI's taxonomy places the organism in Eukaryota, Metazoa, Platyhelminthes, Trematoda, Strigeidida, Schistosomatidae.
CAACAAUCUGAUGAAAUCAUGAAUCUUUUUGAAAAGCAACGGCAUAAAAUUAAACAGAUGGAAAAAAGUAUGGCUAGUCUAGAAAAAAUCAGGAAAGUGACAGAUGAGUUAUUAUACCAAUGCAUUCCUCGAUCAGUAGCCAGAAAAAUUCGAAAUGGUACUCCAGCAAUGGAAACAAUACAGACAUUUGAUGAAGUUACAAUAUGCUUUACUAAAGUUGUCAACUUUGCUGCAAAAUGUAUGCAUAUAACUGUUGAACAAGUGAUUGAAUUACUGAAUCAAAUGUAUACUCUUUAUGAUGCUCUAACUGAAAACCAUAAAGUUUACAAGGUGGAAACAAUUAAUGACAGUUAUAUGUUGGUUUCUGGAGUACCAAGUCGAACACCACUACACGCUGCACACAUCAUCGAUACAGCAUUAGAUAUCAUAGAAACAACACUAGCCAGUCUCUUUUGGCCAGAAACUAUUGAAAAUACACCACCAGGUUCUAAUAAUAAAACUGUGUACACAGAAGAAAACUUACAUCUUUACAUUGGAUGUCAUACUGGUCCAGUUGUUGCUGGUGUAGUUGGUUAUAAAACACCAAGAUAUUGUUUAUUUGGUGAUACAGUGAAUACUUCAAGUCGAAUGAUGAGUCAUGGUAUGCCAGAUCAAAUUCAUAUUAGUGAAUCAUGUGCUCAAUCUCUGUCACCCUAUCCAUAUGUGGUGGAAUGUCGAGGAGAAAUCUCAAUAAAGGGUAAAGGGGGUAUGAAAACGUACAUUGUAACUGGUCGAAAACCAGAUUUUACCACACAAGACACAACUGAUGGUAGCAGUCGCAGCUUCGCUGAAGUCCUUAGAGAAGACUUACUCAGAGAGGAUGAGACACCGUCAGAAGACUCAGAAGAUGCAUCUAUCAAACUAUCAAUCGAUCUUUCUGAUAAAAGUGGGACUACUGAAGGCUCCGCCCCAGAAUCACCACAAAAUGAGAUAGAAGAAUUGGAAAUGGAUGCUGAUAUGAAUGAGACAAAUGAUGUGUCUUCAAAGAAACAAGAACGUAGAUCCAGUCGAGGUGGAAGUAGGCGUUCAAGUAAAAAUAAAGUUGGCUCCGGUAAAAAUGAAGAAAAGCGGCGCCAAUCUCAACCGCGCUCCAAUCGUGCCUCACCAACAGCUGAGGAUGCAGGAUUGGACAAGAGUGACUCUGGUUUCGUAAACAAUCAAAACACAACCGAAGUUCUUAACCUAGCUGCACGCCGUCUGGUUGAAACUAAAAUUAUGGACAUAAAAAAUGAACAGAAAAAGAAGCAAGAUAUAACAUUUAGCCUAGAUAAUCCUAAAGAAAUCAUGAAAGAAUCACCAAGCGAAGCGGAUUUGCAAACAAUCGGUAACGUGGGCGACGAAGCAACUCUGUUUAAGUCUAAGCCAAAAUCAUUUGAACGCACAAGGCUGAUUAAACUGAACGCACCAAACAGAACUCGUAAUGAAUCUACUUCUAUCAAAUCCAGUCAGGCUUCUGGCAUUAGUGGUGAUGGAAGUAACUUAGAAUCAAGUAUCAGUGAAGCUGUUCCAACGAGUAAUGACACUGACGACACUAAAACUGAAGAUGAUCAAAAUGAAAAAAGUGCUGUGCAACAAUAUCGGAAUAUGGUCAUACAAAAUCGUUUUGAUCCUGUACCAGCAAUGCCAUUCUGUUCUCCUCAAGCGGCCAUGUUCAGAGAUUUAGCUUCGAAUUUUAUGCGAAGAAUCGAUGAGAACCUGACAGAAUUUUGGGAAGAAAAUAUGCGCAAAUUGAGAGACUUAGGUUGCUAAAGUCAGCGUUCCAUGUAGAAUGAAUUUCAUAGUACUUUUGCUCAGCCACUGUGUUUAGCAAUAACUGAAUUACUCAUUGUUAAACCAAAAAAUCCAAUUACUUAUCUGGCUAUUUGGUUGAAAAACUAUUCAAGAGAUAGUACAAAUUUGAACUGGGUAAUUAGCUCUGAAUAAAAAUAAUAAAAAAAUGUUAUGCUUGAAUAAAAUA